Arachis duranensis is the source of this 976-nucleotide messenger RNA. RefSeq lists its product as uncharacterized. The coding region runs from base 1 to 621 and encodes 206 amino acids. The record is from RefSeq and is a predicted model, not a curated record. Lineage: Eukaryota; Viridiplantae; Streptophyta; Magnoliopsida; Fabales; Fabaceae. The transcript is spliced from 4 exons. Gene Ontology annotation, cellular component: plasma membrane.
AUGGCAAACUCAAACUCAAUAACAGUAACCUCCUCCACGAAGCACCAUUUAAAAAACGACAUUGUUUUUAGGCCGUGCCGCCACUGCUGCUGCUGCAUCACAUUCACAUUAGUGAUUUUUCUCUCCGCUGCAUCCAUCUUCGUGUUCUGGCCGUCGGAUCCAGACGUGAAGAUCGAACAGCUGAGCUUGAGGCACGUGAAAGUUCACCCGAUACCGCCGGUGAGUGCGGUGCUGCUGAUCUCAGUGGCGGUGAAGGUGCGAAAUGGGGACAUCUACUGGAUGGAUCUGACGGACGUGGACAUUGGAGUGAGGUACAGAGGGAUCAAACUGGGUCACGUGGAAACGGAGGAGUGGCACGUGAGAGGAUGGGGAUGGUGCCACGUGUUCGGUGAUAUUGAGUACAGUAGGUUACCAUCGUCGGAUGUGAUUCACUUGGUGGAGGACAUGACGAAGGGAAAAACCACCUUUCAUGUUCUUGUUGAGGUUUCUGGCCAGCUUGGAUUUCUUAUCUUUCGCUUUCCUUACGUCUUCAAGGCAAUACGAUCAUGUGACGUUUUGGUCAAUACAAAAAAUCAUUCAAUAAUUCAUCAACAUUGCCUCCAUAAAGACUCAUCAUGGUAAAAAUUGACGAUUAACUAAUUGACAUAGUAAGGAUGAACGGACGACAUUUGCUCUGCCAACUAAUGGAGCAAAGAAUUUAUCCAAGGAUGUAACUCCCACUAUGAGUAUAUAUACGUAUAGAAUUGGAUUUGAGUACAUGAGAUCAAUGCUAAAAAUCACAUAUUAUAAGAAGAUAAAUUAUUUUAGUGGCUGUUGCGCCAACUGUAAUGUUUGAGAAAAUUAUUGUAAGCUGUAAUGGUGGGUACAAAAUUUCCCAUUUUAAAUUAGGAAUUCAGAUUUUUCCAUCAUGUGAAUGUAAAUAAAAAUGAAUGUUGAAAAUAAUUAUAUCUUCUCUCCCAUAUUGGAAAUAAAUUAU